Molecule: messenger RNA, 213 nt
Organism: Symbiodinium sp. CCMP2592
Lineage: Eukaryota; Dinophyceae; Suessiales; Symbiodiniaceae
Source: the annotation of a GenBank genome assembly
GCCAAGCCGGGCCAAGUCCGCGUCCUCGCUGCCAUCGAUCCUGGCGAGCACGCCACUUUCACACUGGCCGAGGCCGCCGGACGCGGACCUAAGCAUUACGGGCGCGCGGCGCCCGGCGACCGCGAAGCAGCUCCGGAAGGCCGUCCAGCGGCCCGGAAGUUCACCACCUGGGCCAAGGAGCGUCUGCUCGCGGUGGUGCCGCGGGACGGCUUC